Messenger RNA from Symbiodinium sp. CCMP2456, 933 nucleotides. The record is from the annotation of a GenBank genome assembly. NCBI's taxonomy places the organism in Eukaryota, Dinophyceae, Suessiales, Symbiodiniaceae.
AUGGCAUUCAAGAACACCACAAGAUGGACGUUGUCCAAUGUUUUACCGGUUCUCUUCGUGCUGCUUGUCAUCGCAGCGAUUUGGUCAUCAUAUGUAUGGCUCCACCUCCUGAGACUGCUCCAGUUGGGCAUGAAAGAGGUAGACAAAGAAAUGAGGACGUCCGGCAUGGUCCAGACUGUUGUCUCCCAGACCAUAGUCGUGCUCAUGAUGAUCUGUUUCUGGAGGGCUGUCUUUACUGAUCCCGGAUCGGUGCCAGACACAGAGGAAUGGCUGCCCGAGACACACAGGCAAAGCCCUGCCACCAGCCAGGCGCAGACGCGGCGCUACGAGGUCAAGCAGAAGGGAGGCCAGCGCCGCUUCUGCCAGAAGUGCGUCAAGUACAAGCCAGAUAGAUGUCAUCACUGCAGGGUCUGCAACUCGUGCAUCCUCCGCAUGGACCACCACUGCCCGUGGAUUGCGAAUUGCGUGGGAUUCAGGAACCACAAGUACUUCUUCCUUCUGGUUUUCUACGCUGCCCUGAGCUGUUGGUUCAUUAUAGCCACUAUGUCGACCAGUCUGAUCCGGGCCGGUGAGGACGAGAUGGAUCCGACUUCCAGAUUCGCUCUCGUCUUUGGGAUGACCCUGGCGGUCAUCAUGGGUACCCUGCUCGGUGGAUUUUUCCUUUUCCACAGCUGGCUGGCGACCUUGGCGCUCACGACGAUUGAGUUUUGCGAGAAGACAGGCCCUCAUUCGAGUCGCGCAGUCAGCUACGAUCAGGGCCUCUUUGAGAACCUUCGCGCAGUUCUCGGGCCCUAUGUGAUUCUGUGGUUGUUGCCCCUGUCUCCACCCAGCGGUGAUGGGCUCGCAUUCUUUGCACAAGUGCAGGGCAGCACAAAGGACACCGCUGAUGAUGCGCGUGAGACAGCGCCUCUUCUCGAAGGCGUGCUCCGUUAA